This is a messenger RNA of Purpureocillium takamizusanense, 2945 nucleotides long. RefSeq names its product Two-component response regulator SSK1p (gene MgSsk1). Gene Ontology annotation, cellular component: Mcs4 RR-MAPKKK complex. The record is from RefSeq and is a predicted model, not a curated record. The coding region runs from base 255 to 2771 and encodes 838 amino acids. Gene Ontology annotation, molecular function: phosphorelay response regulator activity; protein kinase activator activity. The transcript is spliced from 3 exons. Lineage: Eukaryota; Fungi; Ascomycota; Sordariomycetes; Hypocreales; Ophiocordycipitaceae. Gene Ontology annotation, biological process: osmosensory signaling via phosphorelay pathway.
CACGCACGCACGACUCAGCCUCCGUCCCGUCCCGUUUCUUCAGCCCGCCCCGGCCGGCACGAUUCUCCAUCGGGCCUCGACGCACCGUUCGACUGAUUCACCCAUCGUCCCAUUCUCCUGCCCACGCACUGCUCCAUCUCUCCCUCCCUGCGCUGCCUUUCCUUGCCUUGCCUUGCCUUGUACCGCCCUACCGCUCCGCGCCCGUCUUCACAUCGCACAAUGACCCCCGGCACCGCCGUUGCCGCUGUCCAGGGAUGAUGGCGUCCGACAUUGCGUCCCGCAUCAGGGCGCGCCUGUCGCGGCGUCGACACUCGGCCACGGCGUCGCUGGCCAGCUCGACCCGGAGCAGCGCCCUCCUCGCUGCUGACGACGCCGCUGCCGCCGCCGCCGCCGCGCCUCGCCGCGAGCACUCGUCCAUGAGCCGCGCGAGCGCCCGCGACGCGCCCACGCUGCACACGCAGGGCAGCAGCGGCUUCUUCGUCGUCAUGCCCGUACCGACCGUCGACGAGGGCCACGGCCACGGGGUGGGUGACGGUGAUGGCGAGGACGAGGGCGAGGGCGAGGGCGAGGGCGAAUGCGCUGGCGAGGCUCCUCCAGGGUCUGCCAAGACCACUGUUCCAGGGGCUCAUCGGUCGCUACAGGGGCCGCAUCCACCGCCCGCCCAGCACCACCACCUCCACCACCACCACCAGAGCCGCACCACGCACCAACAGCUGGAGCAGCUCAGCAACGAGGACCCGCAGCGGCCAAAGAAUCAACCACCGCCCCGGCCAGAGAACCCGCAACUGGAAUCCUCCCAGCUUCCUCCUCCCGGACCAUCGCCGUCCACUCCGCCUCCUCCAUCCCUGUCCUCGUCGACCUCGCACUCCCCGUCGACCACCAACGGCACUGCUGCGAACCCUCACCAUCUGACGCCCGUCUCUCCCCCGCCGCCUCCAUCGUCCAACCCCCUGGCUACGAGCUCUGCACUCCGCAGCAUCCACGAAUACUCGAUCCCCCGAUCCGUCACCACCGACGACAGCGAUUCCCAGCCUCGCCAUGGCCACGAUCGCGACCACGACCAACUAAGCGUCGACUCCUACUCAGCCGCCGCACCUGCCUCUGCCCUGGGUGGCCUGCCUCCCGCCACGCGCGCCCCCAUCCCCGUACCCGCCGCCGACGGCUCGGACGCACCCCGGCGGCAGAGCCUCUUCGCAAGCCGCCAGACGGCUCUCAUCCGCACGCUGCUCCAGGGCUCUGGCGCUACCAACAACGGCGACGCAGCCGCCGGAGAUUCUCUCCAUCGACCCUCCAUCGACGUCAACAUGGUGACUCGCAAGAUCUGGGUCAAGCGGCCCAACGCCUCGGCCACCACAAUCACCAUCAACGAGGAGGACCUGGUCGACGACGUGCGCGACAUGAUCCUCCGCAAGUAUGCCAACUCGCUCGGCCGAACCUUUGACUCGCCCGACCUCAAUAUCCGCAUCUAUCCCCGCGACCAGGACAAGGAGCGCCUCCUCGGGCCCGAGGAGCUCAUGGCCCGCACCCUCGACCGAUACUUCCCCGGCGGCCAGACGGUCGACGAGGCCCUCGUCAUCGACAUCCCCCGCCGCACGCCCAAGCCCUCCCCGCGCGCACCUCCCGCCCCCGGCACCACGACCUACUACGUGACCGACGACGGGCGGCCCUCGGAGGCCGGCGAGGGCUACUUCCCUCCCGUCACGGCUUCCGUACCGUCUCCCCAUCUCGCACACGCUGUCCCCGUGCCGACUAAUGGUGCAGUCACGCACUCGAUCGCCGUACUUGGCACCGGCCACAUCCCCCCCAUCCCGUCGCCCGGCAGCACCCGCCCGCGCGUGCACAGAGAUCACCGCUCAGAACGACCAAGGCUCGUUCGACAGCACACCGCAUCGCCCACAGUCGUAGGCGGCCACCCGGCGGCCACACCUCCCGUCCCAAGCCAUGAUCAUCCGCCCCUGCCCACCGUCAAGUCGUCCAUGCCCAAGUCGCCCGGCCCAGCGCCCGAGCCCACGCCCGCGAGGGUCGCCACGCCACCACCGCGGAUCGCCUCCCCGCGAUCGUCGAGCGCCAGGCCCAAGAAGGUCAAGAAGGCCACCGAAUAUGCGACCAUGCCCACGUCGGCCACCAGCAAGCUGCUCAACGGGUCGGUGCCCCCCAUCAACGUCCUCAUUGUCGAAGACAACCCCAUCAACUUGAAACUGCUGGAGGCUUUUGUGAAGCGGCUCAAGGUGCGGUGGCAGACAGCCAUGAACGGCAGAGACGCAGUGACCAAGUGGCGGGCCGGCGGCUUCCACUUGGUUCUCAUGGACAUUCAGCUGCCCGUCAUGAACGGCCUCGACGCCACAAGAGAGAUUCGGCGGCUGGAGAGGGUCAACUCCAUCGGUGUCUUCUCAUCUACCCCCGGAGGGCCGCCGGACGAAGCGACGGGCGGCACGCAUGAGAUCAAGGAUCAGGAUCGCCUGGAGAACCUGACCAUGUUCAAGAGCCCUGUCAUCAUCGUCGCCCUGACGGCAAGCUCACUGCAGAGCGACAGGCACGAAGCGCUGGCCGCCGGCUGCAACGACUUUCUAACAAAGCCCGUCAACUUUGUAUGGCUCGAGCGCAAGGUGAUGGAGUGGGGCUGCAUGCAGGCCCUGAUCGACUUCGACGGCUGGCGCAAAUGGAAAGACUAUUCACAGCAAGCCGAGGCGUCGGAAGCGAGCAAGAAGGCAAUGGAGAAGGCAAAGGCCAAAGCUAAGAAGAAUCGGGCGUCCGUCUCUUCCUCUACCUGAGCCCGGAGCUCCGCAGGUAUUACUUUUGUAUUCACGACACGGCAUAUCUAGGGACGAACGUGGGAAUGAUGACGGCCACGAUGCGCGGGCACGGGUAUGAUGCGAUAGAUGAUACCAGGCACGGAUGUAUCUGAGAUUUGAUAUAAGUGUUGUAAUGAACAUGGUCACCAUCAA